UAUUUAUUUAUUUAUUUAUUUAUAUGUUAUAACCGGCCAAUUUCUAGAUACAGUUACCAUUACAGGGCCAAAAAAAAAAAGUUUAUGAUGGGUUGUGUUAAUUUGAGCUGGGUAUCACAGUAACUUGAUGGGUUUCUACAAAUUUGAGAAAUGAUUGGUCCUUUAGAGACAAUUUUGCUGAAUUUAGAUUUUGAUGCACAUAGCAUGUUUGAUAUAAUGUCUUCCAGAAGCAAUAUGCAAUAAAUGCUAGGAUGGAGAGAACUGCUGCUCCUGAAGGAGGUAGUAAAGGAGCAAGGCCUGAAUCAUCCGCACGAGAGAAUGAUGCGUAUUUUGUGAGAAGGAAAGAGUCUCUGCGAGCCCGAUACAUAUAUGGUUUCAUAUUCUUCAAAACAAAUUUAUUUGCUUGGUUUGUUCGUGAUUAUGGGCACAAAUUCCCGAGUAUCCUUCAUUAUAUAAGUGUCUGCAGCAUGAAGGACAAUGAUUGUUUUCACGAAGGAGGUGUGCUUCGUGUGAGUUUUGGUUGCUUUAUAUAUUUCUUGUUAAUGUCUGUAACCACGUAUGGAGCUAAAAAGCUGCAUGAUGUUCGCAAUUCGUGGCAAUCUAGAUGCUGGGCUUUGAAACUCGUCUUAUAUCUCGCAUCGGUGAUGGUUUCAUUCCUCUUCCCAGCAGAUUUUAUCCAGUUAUAUGGUGAAGUUGCUCGCCUUGGUGCUGGGAUAUUUCUUCUUCUCCAACUCGUAAGUGUCAUCCACUUCAUCGCAUGGUGCGACAAUCGCUGGAUGCCAGAUUCUCAAACAAAACAGUGUGGCCUUCUGGGAUUAUUUUUGUGCACAGCUUUCAACAUAGCUACUUUUGGUGGGAUUGUUCUGAUCUGUCUUAUCUAUGCUCGGGAUGCAUCCUGCAUUUUCAACAUUUUUCUUGUUACAUGGACUGCGGUUUUGGCGAAAAUAAUGAUGGUUGUAUCGCUUCAUUCUAAGGUUAACCGAGGCCUUCUAUCUUCUUCAAUCAUGGGUUCUUAUAUUGUUUUCCUUUGUUGGUCAUCUAUACAAAGUGAACCUCCCAUUGAGAAAUGCAACAUGCAGAAGGAGAUGGCUGAGAAAUUUGAUUGGACCAAUAUAAUUAGUUUACUCAUCGCUAUCUGUGCAAUUGUAAUGGCAACUUUCUCAACUGGGAUUGAUUCAAAAGCCUUUCAGUUCAGGAAGGAUGAGGAACAAUCAGAAGAUGAUAUACCCUACAAAUACGACUUUUUCCAUUUAGUAUUUGCAAUAGGAGCAAUGCAUUUUGCAAUGUUAUUCAUUAACUGGCAACAGGACCAUCCAACAAGAAAAUGGAGCAUAGAUGUUGGUUGGGCUAGUACAUGGGUGAAGAUUGUCAAUGAAUGGUUUGCUGCCAGCUUAUACCUGUGGAAACUAGUCUCCCCUGUCUUAAUACAUGAUAAAAGUCUGGAUCAUGAAGAUCCUGUUAGGCUUGCUAAUGGAUCGGUGUGACGACGACAUCAGACCUUACGUACCUUCAAGCUCAAUGUCAACAUGUUCGAUUGUCGAUGUCAGUGUAUAUGUACCGUAUAUGUGGACAUUGUUGUAAAUCUUUUUCGUAAAUGGCCCCUCGUAUAUGUAUACUGUAUUUGUUUUUUUGUCGCAAGAAAAUUACGGCUUUAAUGA
This is a messenger RNA of Asparagus officinalis (garden asparagus), 1658 nucleotides long. Its product is annotated as probable serine incorporator. The coding region runs from base 252 to 1484 and encodes 410 amino acids. The transcript is spliced from 13 exons. Gene Ontology annotation, cellular component: membrane. The record is from RefSeq and is a predicted model, not a curated record. NCBI's taxonomy places the organism in Eukaryota, Viridiplantae, Streptophyta, Magnoliopsida, Asparagales, Asparagaceae.